Messenger RNA from Diachasmimorpha longicaudata, 2344 nucleotides. It is a transcript of the gene Nsun2, whose product is annotated as tRNA (cytosine(34)-C(5))-methyltransferase. Gene Ontology annotation, biological process: tRNA methylation. NCBI's taxonomy places the organism in Eukaryota, Metazoa, Arthropoda, Insecta, Hymenoptera, Braconidae. The transcript has 4 exons. Gene Ontology annotation, molecular function: tRNA binding; tRNA (cytidine-N5)-methyltransferase activity. The record is from RefSeq and is a predicted model, not a curated record. Bases 103 to 2238 code for a protein of 711 amino acids. Gene Ontology annotation, cellular component: nucleus; cytoplasm.
AUAAUCUUUGGCACGUGGGGUAGACACUCCUCCGUGUGUCUAGCCUCUGAAAAAAAUCCCUUUUGAACAAGUGUAUAAGUAAUAAUAAUAAGGUUGUAAACAAUGGGUCGUGGAAGACGGCGAGGAGGUAAGAAGAACUUCGCCGACAAGCGGCGAGAGCGGCAAAAGAACAAAGACGAAUGGGACAACCGGCCCCAGCGUCAAUACGAGGACAUAGUUCGUGACAACAAAGACUUCGAGACUUUCUACAAAGCCCAGAAAAUAGUCCCCGAUGACCAAUGGCUUGAAUUCCUCUCUAAAAUGAAGGAGAACCUUCCGGUGGCCUUUCGAAUAACUGCCGGCUCCCGAGCUGAGACAAAGGCCCUCUCCAAGAUAAUUCAGGGUGACUUCUUCUCGGAAAUCUUAAACACAAAGCUCGAGGGCACCCCAGACGAUGAGCCAAAAGUAAAACCUCAUUGUUUACCCUUUUAUCCUGAGGGUCUAGCCUGGCAGCUGCAGCUGACCCGCAAAGACAUUCGUAGAUCAGAGGCGUAUUUUCGCCUCCACAAUUUCCUCAUAGCUGAAACAAGCAGUGGAAGUAUCAGUAGACAAGAAGUUGUCAGCAUGAUUCCCCCUCUGGUUCUCGAUGUGAGGCCUGAUCAUAAAGUUUUGGACAUGUGUGCAGCACCUGGAUCCAAGACAGCUCAACUCAUCGAGAUGAUUCACGCUGACGAGGCUAAUCCUCAUCCCAAGGGUUUCGUAAUAGCUAAUGACGUGGACAACAACAGGUGCUACAUGCUGGUACACCAGGCCAAACGACUCAAUAGUCCCAACAUACUGAUAACCAAUCACGACUCCUCGGUGAUGCCGAACUUCAGGAUAACGAGUCCUGAUGGCUCCGAGGAGACUCUCAAAUUCGAUAGAAUUCUUGCCGAUGUGCCCUGCACUGGUGACGGCACGAUGAGAAAAAAUCCCGACAUCUGGUGCAAAUGGAAUCCAGCGAAUGGACAUAAUCUUCACGGAAUUCAGUUCAGAAUUGCUAAAAGGGGCUUGGAGAUGCUGGCAGUUGGGGGAAGAAUGGUCUACUCCACUUGUUCCUUAAAUCCUCUGGAGAACGAAGCUGUUCUCCAUCGAUUGCUCUGCGAAACUGGGGACUCGGUGAGGAUUGUCGAUGGGAGAGAGUCUGUUCCUGGCCUAGUCUGUAACCCCGGGGUCAGUCAUUGGGUCGCUUGCUCCAAGGAUAUGAAGUUUUAUGAGAGUUUCGAGGAGGUGCCCGAACAGUGGCAGACAUUAGUAAGACCAAAGAUGUUUCCACCGAAACCCGAGGACGCGGAGAGGUUUCAUCUUGAGAGGUGCAUGAGGAUACCCCCGCACCAUCAGGACACUGGGGGCUUCUUCGUGGCGGUUCUGGAGAAGGUCAAGCCUCUUCCAUGGGAAAGGGAGAAGGAGGAGCGCCCGGAGAACGGGGCUGACGGUGGGCUGAAGAGGAGCGGGGAAGGAGAGAAGGCUGGACCGGAGAGGAAGAAGAAGAGGAUGUUCGGGUAUCGCGAGGAUCCUUUCGUGUUCUUCAAAGAUGAGGAGGAGGUCUGGCCUGCUAUCAAGGAAUUCUAUAAUAUUUCCGACGAUUUAGACCCUCGUUGUCUCCUGGUGAGAUGUGCAGAGGGAAAAAAGAAGAAUAUAUACUUCACAUCGCCAGCAAUUAGAGAUAUUGUUCUCCUGAAUGAAAACAAUGUCAAGAUGAUCAACACUGGCGUAAAGACUUUCGUUAGGUGUGACAAUAAGAACAUGAAGUGUGCGUUCAGAUUGGCGCAGGAGGGAAUGCCCAGUAUUCUCUCCUACAUUGGUGAGAAUCGUAAAGUCAAGAUUGGGAGGGACGACUUGGUGGAACUCUUGCAAAAUGACAAUCCUCAGACACCACCGGAGUUAGUUAAACUGAGUGAAGAGAUUCAGAAAGGAAUGGCCAAUAUAGACUCAGGCAGUUGCAUUCUCAUUUACGAGGAGAACAAUGCAGAGAAUCCUGACCCUCUGAGGCUCGUCAUGGUGGGCUGGAGGGGGACAAUGUCUCUCAGAGCGUAUGUACCUCUUCAUGACGCAAUUCAUUAUUUGCGAUUGCUGGGGGCUGAUUUUUCGAAAUUCGAGAAAAACAAAUUUGAGGAGAAUCGAAACGCAAUAAAAACGAUAGAAGGUGAGGACGAGAAUUCCAUAGACAAGGAAAUAACUGACGGUACAGAGGAGGAUACUGUAGCUGAGAUGAUAUAAAUUCUGACGUUUUCAUAGCUCUGAAAUAUUGAAAGAGGGAAGCAAACUCUUCAAUAAUCUAUUGUUCAAUUUUGUAUUUUUAUGAUAAUAGAAAACUACAGUUGAA